Messenger RNA from Lagopus leucura (white-tailed ptarmigan), 752 nucleotides. RefSeq names its product chromosome unknown C18orf32 homolog (gene CUNH18orf32). NCBI's taxonomy places the organism in Eukaryota, Metazoa, Chordata, Aves, Galliformes, Phasianidae. Gene Ontology annotation, biological process: positive regulation of canonical NF-kappaB signal transduction. The coding region runs from base 339 to 632 and encodes 97 amino acids. The record is from RefSeq and is a predicted model, not a curated record. The transcript is spliced from 3 exons.
GGCAGCCUGUUGUUUCCGUCAUUCUUCAGCAGGUGGAUAAUUCCUCACGGUUUCACUGAAGAUUUGAUAUCUAGGAAUUCAGGCACUGAGCGCAUAAGUCUAUUCAGAUGGCUUUGGUGGGUUGCCUCGUGCAUAUUUUUGCAAUGUAAGAUUCCCAUCUGGCUUCAGAGGGAGUCAGCUCCUGUACUUACACUGGAAGAGGGCAGAACUGUCAUUGGAAGCUAUCACCUGGAAGCGGAUUUGCUAUUUCACAGGGCCUGCUUGGGGCUACGUUGGGAUAAUUUGAAAAGAGUACUGGAUGUCCCAAGAUAGGCUUUGUCACAGAAGGAGAGGAAGCCAUGGUGUGCAUCCCUUGUAUUGUCAUUCCUGUUCUUCUCUGGGUCUACAAGAAAUUCCUUGAGCCCUACAUCUAUCCCGUUAUUGCUCCUUUCAUUAAGCGUGUGUGGUCCAAGAGAGCUGUGCAAGAAACAGCCACCAAGCAAGGCCAAGGAGGCAGUGUUGGAAAUCCACCUUCAGCCUCACAGAGAGAUAAGGGGGAUGAAUCUGGAACUUACAAGUUUGAAAGCAAUGGGGUUGCAAACGGAAUUGCUGCAAAGGGAUCAGCAGAAGUGUCUGACAAGAAAGCAGAUUAGAGGAAUUCAUUCCUACGGAUUUCAUUCCCCUUGUGUCCAACAUGAACUGGUGAUUGCUAUUUCUCACACUGAGACUUUGUUCUUUGCACAUUACAGCUGAAUAAAACCCCUUACCACUUA